Messenger RNA from Glycine soja, 1875 nucleotides. RefSeq lists its product as uncharacterized. NCBI's taxonomy places the organism in Eukaryota, Viridiplantae, Streptophyta, Magnoliopsida, Fabales, Fabaceae. Bases 1 to 1875 code for a protein of 624 amino acids. The transcript is spliced from 11 exons. The record is from RefSeq and is a predicted model, not a curated record. Gene Ontology annotation, molecular function: zinc ion binding; nucleic acid binding. Gene Ontology annotation, cellular component: mitochondrial outer membrane.
AUGGAAUUAGGAGUUGGAACACCUAUAAAAGUGGAUUCAAAUACCCUAAAGGUGGAGCAUGGCCAUUUUGCUCAUUAUAAGGGUCUUUACAUUAUAUGUGUUGGAUGUGGCUAUUAUGGCCAUUUGGAGAGAAACUGUGUGAAGUGUACGGCACAACAUGAAAGCCCUAACAAGAACCGACCUUCUCCAUCAAGUACAAAAGACCCUCCAAUGACUAGUCCCUCUAAGACUAAUGUGAAGGGACAAGAAGAUGUUAAGGUUAUUAAUGUUGGUGAUAAUGUGCAUGGAGAUUGGCUUGUUCUUCCUAGGAGGAAAAAGCCAAGGAACAAAGGUGUUAAUGAAAAGGUCUAUGAUCAUAUCAAUCCCUUUAAAGUGAUGGGGUCAAUUCAUGCUAGGAGUAAAGAUAUACAGAGGAAAAAUAUUACCAUUAUUGAGGGGAAAGGGUCAAUUCCUAUGAAAUUCCAACGUAACCCUAAUCCCAUUGUUGUUGUGCAAAAAAGAAGGAGAUAUUGCCACAACAACAUGUCACGAGCUAGCAAAUUGCCACCAACCAAAGUUGAGGCCAAAUCUAGUCCCCCCAAAUCACCCAAUAGUCAAUUAAGAAAUGGGAAGGGCAUGCAAUGGUUCUUGAGCUCCACGACGUUUGAGCGCUCCACGACUUCCUCGUCGACACGUGCAGGGACGACGCCACCGUUCAGGUCCCCGUCCCCAAGGUUCUGUCGCCACUUCCGCCUCCGUCCGAUGUUGUUCCUCUUGGCCCUGACGCGCUCGAUGACAUUUCCAUGUCUUUCAAUAUUACUGACCAGUUGUUAUUUGGAUUCUGUUCAGCGUGGAGGCUUGUUUGUUGCAUUACUUGAAAUCACAGGGGGCAAAGCUUCUAUUCAAGUUAAUGGCAAGACAUAUCGAAAGAAUUCCCGUCUGAUUUUAAGUGGAGGUGAUGAGAGAAGUGAUAUUUUAUAUGAUUCUUGCGUAGGUUCGGAAAUAUAUCAGGAGACUUUGUGCAAGGCACUUGCGAAGCAUUUUGGUGCCAGGCUACUAAUUGUCGAUUGUCUCUCAUUGCCUGGUGUAUGUUUUUUUAGUACUUCAGUUCAGAUAUUUUUGUGUUUUUAUCAUUCUCCUUUAUUUACCGUGUUAUGUGUUUUUAUGGUUUUUCUCUGGUGCAUUGCUCAUAGCUAUUCAAAAGGUGUUUCAAUUUCUGUUAUGCAGACUUUUAUAUUUUUGUCUUAUUCUGGAAAAUUAAGAUUUUAUUCUUCUUCUAUAUUGAUCAGGGGACCAAGCUAUGGCUCCCGGGGCAAAGUUCUGCUUGCUUUUGAAGAUAAUAGGUCUUCAAAAAUUGGGGUUAGGUUUGAUAAAUCAAUUCCAGAUGGCAAUGAUCUUGGAGGCCUUUGUGAGGAUGAUCGUAGGUUCUUUUGUUCUGGUAAUUCGGUAGAUGAUUCUGGAGGGGAUGAUGCAAAUAAAUUUUUCUUUACCGGUCCAAAAGAUGCCUCUAUUCCUGAAGAAAUGACCUUGAAGCAACUUGGGCGUCUUUUCCCAAACAAAGUGACAAUACAGCUGCCUCAGGACGAGGCUUUACUUUCUGAUUGGAAGCAACAAUUAGAACGUGAUAUUGAAACUAUGAAAGUUCAAUCCAAUAUUGUCAGCGUUUGCACAGUAAGUCCGAAAACAUCUGAUAGUUUUUAUGUGCCUUUUUUGCUUUUAUUAUCCUAUGCUUCCUCUUAUUGCAUUUUUUCUGCAUGUUUCUAUUUUUUUCACUUGUUGUGCAUUAGUGUGAUUUGCCUUUGGAAUAUGUGGAAUCUCAUGCAUUGGCUUUGUGAAAUUUUCCUAACUGCGCUUAGAAAUGCUCAAUGUCAUUUUAGAAGUUGUUUCUGUGGAUAA